UAUCAUAAGGAUCAGGAGCAAAUGCGCAGAGUGCCACAGCAUCAGUUGGGAUCGAAAGGACUCCUUCUAAUCGGUGCCGGACAAGUGUGCGGUAUUUGCAAUGUGAGAUACCAAGACGGCGUCCUCUAAUAUGAUAUUCGACCAGCCUUUGUCGAGAGUACGACUGGAUGUAGUAAUCCCGGGCUCAGACGAAACCGUCCACCACUACCUCUUCGAUUGUCCGCAAUACGCACAAGAACGUCACCAACUCGCCAACACUCUCCGCCGUCAAGCAACAUCUAUUUCAUUCAUCCUCACAGCUGAAGAAGCCACCAAGCCGCUCAUGCGCUAUAUCAGAAAAACAGGCAGAUUUAAGCCAACGUUCGGUGAGAUUUCGGACAAAUAGACAGCUCACACGAAUCACCUGCUUCACAGUGUAUCACCACCCCGCACGAAUA
Messenger RNA from Suillus plorans, 437 nucleotides. RefSeq lists its product as uncharacterized. The transcript is spliced from 4 exons. Lineage: Eukaryota; Fungi; Basidiomycota; Agaricomycetes; Boletales; Suillaceae. The coding region runs from base 131 to 385 and encodes 84 amino acids. The record is from RefSeq and is a predicted model, not a curated record.